Molecule: messenger RNA, 6600 nt
Organism: Anopheles coustani
Lineage: Eukaryota; Metazoa; Arthropoda; Insecta; Diptera; Culicidae
Gene: Spt6
Product: transcription elongation factor SPT6
Exons: 9
Coding region: 472-6021 (1849 amino acids)
Biological process (GO): nucleosome organization; transcription elongation-coupled chromatin remodeling; transcription elongation by RNA polymerase II
Cellular component (GO): transcription elongation factor complex
Molecular function (GO): histone binding; nucleosome binding; DNA binding
Source: RefSeq, a predicted model, not a curated record
UUUAAUGUUGCCAUUUUGUUCCAUAAAAUCGGAAAAAAACGCGCAGAGAUAUCAAAACGAGGCGUUUAAAUUCCUGUUAGCCCACGAAAGUGACCGGUGCGGCCGGGGUACGCGUGUGGUGCAUUGAAUAAACUGUAUACUUGUCUCUCGCGUCCCGUUCGCCGGAGCUAGAUGCAACAUCAUCAGCAUCGAUUCGAUAGCACCAUCUAGCAUUUUUGUAUAGUGUUGUCGGGGAAAAGUUUGAUUUGAACCAGACAAAACCUAGCGCAAAGGCGUCUUUUUCGAGGUCUUUGUCCUCAUACGGGUGCGGCAACCAUUUGUUGGCAAGUUUUGCGUCGUUAUACCUAGCGCACGGCUCAGCAGAGGGGUGGAGAAGAGGUCGCGGAAAAGCACACUUCUUGACUAAAGCCCAUAGGCCUGCCAGCCCAAUUACUGUUACCUGUGCGGCGUCCGUAGAGAACUACCGGAGAAAUGGCUGAUUUCAUCGAUUCUGAAGCGGAGGAGAGUGAGGAGGAGGAGGAGUUGGAACCACACGAGCGCAAGAAGCUAAGGAAGAAUAAGGCCGUCUCGGACAGUGAAGAUGAAGAGGAGGACGACGAAGAUCGAUUGCGGGAGGAGCUGAAGGAUCUGAUCGACGACAACCCGAUCGAAGAAAGCGACAAUGAUGAUGAUUCGGACGACGACGGGUCCGAGGGGGGGCAUCAGAAGCGUAAGAAAAGCGACGAUGAGCUUGACGAUCGGCUUGAAGACGAGGAUUACGAGCUGAUCGAGGAAAAUCUGGGCGUCAAAGUAGAGCGGAAACGGUUCAAGCGUCUCAAGAAGUUUACCAACGACGAUGGCAGUGACGGGGAGUCGGCCGACGAAACGAUGAUUCGCGAGACCAUCGAAAAUCGUCUGUUUGAUGUUGCUUCAGAAGAGGACGAAGAGCGGGCCUCCGAUCACGAAGGGCAGCGAGAUUCGCUGGCCAACGUUCGCGAGCAUUAUGACGACGAGGAGGACGAGGAGUCGGAUGCGGACGAUUUUAUCGUUGAUGAUGAUGGCGUACCGAUCAGCGAUAAGCGGAAGAAACGAAAGCACAUCUUUACCGACGCGUCGCUCCAGGAAGGGCAGGACAUUUUUGGAGUCGAUUUCGAUUACGAUGAUUUUGAAAAGUAUGACGACGAGUACGAGGAGGGCUCGGACGCGGAAGACGAGUACGAGGAGGAGCAGCCGGAUCGGCCGGAUGGGGAGCGCAGCGGCAAGAAGAGUAAACCGGCCGCGAGGAAGCGCACGUUGAAAAAGUCUAUUUUCGAGAUCUACGAGCCCAGCGAACUGAAGCGUGGCCAUUUUACCGAUCUGGACAACGAGGUGCGCAAGGUCGACAUGCCCGAGCGAAUGCAGCUGCGCGAUGUAGAGGUUAGCGGCGUCCCGGAUGGCUCGAACGAGCUGGAGGACGAAGCGGAAUGGAUCUACCAGCAGGCGUUCUGCAAACCGCACGUUUCCGAUCAGGGCACGCUGACCCGCAAGCCGCCCUCGAACGUACCGAAGAUCAAACAGGCGCUCGAUUUUAUGCGCAACCAACACCUGGAGGUGCCGUUUAUUGCUUUCUACCGGAAGGAGUACGUGCAACCGGACCUGAACAUCAACGAUCUCUGGAAGAUCUACAAGUUCGACUCGAUGUGGUGCCAGCUGCUAAGCCGUAAGACUUCCCUGCAGCGACUGUUCGAGAACAUGCGUAACUAUCAGCUGGACAAGCUGAUGGAGAACCCGGACGCGCCGAUACCGGAGGAUAUGCGUGUGAUUCGGGACGAGGACAUGACGCGGUUGCGUUCGGUUCAAUCGCCCGAGGAGCUGAAGGACGUCCACCUGCACUUUCUGCUGUACUACGCGCAUGAGAUAACGCCGAUGAAGGAACGGUUGAAGGCGAAAUCGCGCGAUCAGCAACAGCGUAAGCCAUCGCGACCCGCCGCCGUUCCGGUGGUGCGCAAAAAGAAGCAACAGCGCCAGCUGGCCGAUGGCGAAGAAGAAGAGGGUGCCGUGGGAGGGGAAGAAGACGACGAGAACGCUGAAGACAAAGCGGCUGAUGAAGAGUCCGAGGUAGUGGAACUGGAAAUGGAAGACCCCGGGCAGAUGGAUGAACAGGAGGAGGAUGACGAGGAGCAGGAUCAGGUGAAGCUGAACAUCGACAUCGGACCAUACGCGAUCUGUCGGAAGCGGGGCUUGACCGGGCUGACGAAGCGCUUUGGUCUAACGCCGGAACAGUUCGCCGAGAACGUGCGCGACAGCUACCAGCGGCACGAGGUGGAACAGGAGUCGAAGGAUCCGCUCGAGGUGGCCAAGGAGUACAUGGGACCUUCGUUUGCUUCGCCCGAGGAAGUGCUGCAGGGCGGAGUGUUUAUGGUGGCACGGCAACUGGCCCGCGAACCACUGCUCCGGAAGUGCAUUCGGGAGCUGUUUUUCGAGCGAGCCAAGCUGAACAUCCGGCCGACCAAGAAGGGCACCAAGGAGAUCGACGAAACGCACCCGUGCUACACGAUGAAGUACGUGAAGGAAAAACCGGUGCGCGAUCUGACCAGCGAUCAGUACCUGAAGCUGUUCAUGGCGCAGGAGGACAAGAUGCUGACGAUGGAAAUCGUCGAUCGAAUCGAGGGUAACGCGUCAUCCGACCUGCUGGAGGAGCUGAAGGCCCUGUACUACCGGGACGAGUUUGCCAAGAACGUGCAGGAGUGGAACCGAUUGCGAGCGGAGUGUGUCGAGCUGGCGGUCAACCGAAUGGUCAUCCCGGAUCUGAAGCGUGAGUUGCACAACAUUUUGCUGAGCGAAGCGAAGGACGCCGUGUUGCGUGUCUGCUGCCGAAAGCUGUACAACUGGAUCAAGGUGGCCCCGUACCGACCGCCCGUGCCCGACUUUGACGACUACGAGUGGGAGACAACGCGAGGGGUGCGCGUGAUGGGUGUCGCGUACGUGCCCGAUUACACGCAGUCAGCGUUCGGGGCAAUCAUCGCACCGGACGGUGAGGUGACGGACUUUCUGCGAAUACCGCACCUGCUGAAGAAGAAGAACGCAUAUCGCGAGGCGGAGAAGUACGCCAAGGAGCAAGAUCUGCGCUCCAUCACGAACUUUAUACGCGCCAAAAAGCCGCACGUGAUCGUGAUCGGUGGCGAGUCGAAGGACGCGCUGAUGGUGCAGCAGGACUUUGUCGAGUGUCUGAAGCGCUUGCAGGAGGAAGAACAGUUCCCGCAGAUCGCCGUCGAGAUCGUGGACAACGAGCUGGCGAAGGUGUACGCUAACUCAAUCAAGGGCCAGGGCGAUUUCAAGGAGUACCCGGCACUGCUGCGGCAAGCGGUUUCACUGGCGCGCCGUGUACAGGAUCCACUGGUGGAGUUCUCGCAGCUUUGCAACGCGGAUGAGGAAAUCCUUUGCUUGCGCUACCACACGCUGCAGGAUCAGCUGCCGAAGGAGGAGCUGCUGGAGAACAUUCACCUGGAGUUUAUCAACCGCACGAACGAGGUCGGUGUGGAUGUGAAUCUGGCGGUGCAGAACCCGGCGGUGGCGAACCUGGUGCAAUUCAUCUGCGGAUUGGGUCCGCGUAAGGCACAAGCCCUCGUGAAGGUGCUGAAGCAGUCAAACCAGCGGCUCGAAAAUCGGACGCAGCUCGUCACGAUGUGCCACAUGGGACCGAAGGUGUUCAUCAACUGUUCGGGCUUUUUCAAGAUCGAUACGAACUCGCUCGGCGACAGUACGGAGGCGUACGUGGAGGUACUCGAUGGGUCGCGCGUCCACCCGGAGACGUACGAGUGGGCGCGCAAGAUGGCCGUCGAUGCACUCGAGUACGACGACGAGGACGCUAAUCCGGCCGGUGCGCUCGAGGAGAUUCUCGAGGCGCCGGAGCGGCUGAAAGAUCUCGAUCUGGACGCGUUCGCCAUCGAACUGGAACGGCAAGGGUUCGGCAACAAGAGUAUUACGCUCUACGACAUUAGGGCUGAGUUGAACUCGCGCUACAAAGAUCUCCGGACGCCGUUCCGCUCGGUCACGUCCGAGGAGUUGUUCGAGUAUCUUACCAAGGAGACGCCCGAAUCGUUGUACGUCGGUAAGAUGAUGCUGGCGACGGUGGCCGGCUUUACCUACCGAAAGCCGCAGGGCGAGCAGCUCGACCAGGCAAAUCCGGUGCGUAACGACGACACCGGCUUCUGGCAGUGUCCAUUCUGCAUGAAGACGGAGUUUCCGGAACUGUCGGAGGUGUGGAACCAUUUCGACGCGGGCGAGUGCCCGGGACAGGCGACCGGUGUACGGUUGCGCUUCGACAACGGCCUGAAUGGGUUCAUUCACAUCAAGAACUUGUCGGACAAGCAUGUCAAGAACCCGGAGGAGCGUGUCCAGAUCGGUCAGACGGUGCACGUGCGCGUGACAAAGAUCGAUAUCGAGCGCUUUUCGCUCGAGUGUUCCUCGAAGAGCUCCGAUUUGGGCGAUCGCAAGCAGGAGUGGCGACCGCGCAAGGAUCCGUGCUACGAUCAGGAGGCCGAGGAAGCGGACAGUCGCAAGGAGGCGGACUCGAAGAAGCAGCAAGCCCGUCAGCAGUACGUGAAGCGCGUGAUCGUUCAUCCGUCCUUCCACAAUAUCUCGUACGCCGAGGCGCUGAAGCUGCUCGAGGGCUUCGAUCAGGGCGAUGUGGUGGUGCGACCAUCUAGCAAGGGUACGGACCAUCUCACCGCGACGUGGAAGGUGACGGACGGGAUCUACCAGCACAUCGAUGUGCGCGAGGAGGGUAAGGAGAACGUGUUCAGCCUUGGCCAAACGCUCUGGAUCGGCAACGACGAGUUUGAGGAUCUGGAUGAAAUCAUCGCACGGCACAUUUCGCCGAUGGCGAACCUAGUGCGCGAUAUGCUCAAUUACAAAUACUACCGGGACACGGACGGUGGAUCGCGCGAGAAGGCCGAGGAGAUUAUCAAGGCGGAGAAGCAGAAAAAUCCGAACAAGAUCCACUACAUCGUGUCGAUCUCCAAGACGUACCCGGGCCGGUUUCUGCUUUCCUACCUACCGCGCAACAAGUUCCGCCACGAGUAUGUCACGGUGACGCCCGACGGCUACCGGUUCCGGCAUCAGACGUUCGAUUCGGUCAAUUCGCUGCUCAAGUGGUUCAAGGAGCACUUCCGUGAUCCGAUCCCGAUCGAAACGCCCAAGAGCACACCGAAGACGGCCGGUGGCCUAUCGUCCUCUCGGACACCGUACGGCAGCACGCCCAAGUUCAACGACAUCAACAGUGAAGCCAUUGAGUCGGUGGCGAAAAAUAUGCCUUCACAUAUGCUGAAUUCGCUGUCGGCCGCGGCACACCAUACACCCCACUAUUCGUACACGCCUCUCGAGUAUGGUUCGAGCAAUUUUGUCACUACGCCCUACACACCGAGUGGACAAACGCCGUACAUGACGCCGUACCAGCAGACACCGCACUUCUCGCAAACACCCCGCUACGGCACCUCGACACCGUCGCAGUACUCCAACAAGUCGUCGUACACAGGCAUGCCGGGUCCCCCAGCGGCCACCAGCCAUCACGGGUACAAAACGUCAUCAGGAUCAUCGCGCGGCAUGGGCGGAGGAGGAAGCAGUGUGGCCAGUGGUAGCAGCAGCAGUAUGCAGCAGCCUUCUCCAUACUCCAACAGCAGUGAACACCACUACCGGUCGUCGCAGCAGCACCAUGCCCGAAACGAGUACGACAGUUGGUCGAAGGCGACGGACUCGUGGAGCAACCGGACGAGCGGCGGGGGCGCGAACUCCAAGGGCCAGCAGCAUCAUCAUGCAUCAUCCGAUCGAAGUUCUAUGUCCGGUGGAUCGUACCACCAUCAUCGGAGUGAAUCCACCGGUGCUUCGUCCAACGAUCAUCAUCGCAUGACACCCAAGUCGUCCUCCAGGUAUUCGGCCAGCCGAUCGCCCAUGCCACCACCUGCUCAGCCACCACCGCAGCAGCAGCAACCUCCGGCCGCUCAACAAGCUUCUUCGUCCGCUUCGCUUACACUUGGUGACGCCACACCGCUCUGGGAUGAAUAAACAGGGAGGACGAGAUUUGGCAAACGUCGUGUGUUUAAAAGCUGGAAAGCAUAAGAGUUUAAUUUAGAGUAGCAAACGUCGUAGGAGGAGCUUGAGAAUAGUGGAAUAUAAUGAUAAAAUGCAGAAGUGCGAGCAGUAAAUCAUCAGGCUCUCAUCAGGCUGAACAAACAAAUCAAUCAAAGGACGAGUGAGUGACGUUAAAGAAGGAACUUUAUGUUUGCAUGCCCUUGCUAUGUUCGUUGAGUCAAAGCUAAAAUGUUCGAAAAAGUGCCGGCGGUGAACGGCGAAUUAUUAUUUCACCGGUAUCAAUUUCUUUUUUCCAAAACUACAAUCAUGAUACACACGCAUCUGUGAAGUGUUGCGUACAAACAUAAUGAAAGAUAACUAAACAAAAAACACACACAUAUACUUAAACAAAUGAUAAUGAAAGCAACAAAUCAAUUUAUUCAAUAGGCAUAUUUCUCACUGGCGAAAAAGCGUAAAUUCUAAGGAUUUUUUUAAAAGUACUUUUAUUUAAAUACAUUUUUACCGACAACGUUUUCAAUAAACAACAUACAAGCAGCAAGGUAUAUUGAGACA